Rattus rattus (black rat) is the source of this 1024-nucleotide messenger RNA. RefSeq names its product myeloid leukemia factor 2-like. The record is from RefSeq and is a predicted model, not a curated record. Gene Ontology annotation, cellular component: cytoplasm; nucleus. NCBI's taxonomy places the organism in Eukaryota, Metazoa, Chordata, Mammalia, Rodentia, Muridae. Gene Ontology annotation, biological process: regulation of DNA-templated transcription. The coding region runs from base 215 to 775 and encodes 186 amino acids. The transcript has a single exon.
UGACCAAGGUUCGGCUCCUCGGGCCGAGGGCGGGGGUACGGAGGUGGCAGCUGAAGGCAGGAGGCGGUGCGGGAGGCGAGAAGCUCCCGCGCGGACCAAUCCCUGCGUCCCGGGCCGAGACCCUGCUCCUGCAGCGCCCCGAGGAGAGGCCGGCCGGAUGGGCCGCUGAGCCCGAGUCGGGGACCGCGUGGAGCCCCCUGGAGCUGAGAUCAGGAUGUUCCGCUUCAUGAGGGACGUGGAGCCUGAGGAUCCCAUGUUCCUGAUGGACCCCUUUGCAAUUCACCGUCAGCAUAUGAGCCGCAUGUUGUCAGGUGGCUUUGGAUAUAGCCCCUUCCUAAGCAUCACAGAUGGUAACAUGCCAGCAACCAGGCCUGCCAGCCGCAGGAUGCAGGCUGGGGCUGUCUCUCCCUUUGGGAUGUUGGGAAUGUCUGGCGGCUUCAUGGACAUGUUUGGGAUGAUGAACGACAUGAUUGGGAACAUGGAGCACAUGGCCGCCGGAGGCAACUGCCAGACCUUCUCUUCCUCCACCGUCAUCUCCUACUCCAACACUGGGGAUGGUGCCCCCAAGGUUUACCAGGAGACAUCUGAGAUGCGCUCUGCCCCAGGCGGGAUCCGGGAGACACGGAGGACUGUCCGGGACUCAGACAGUGGCCUAGAGCAGAUGUCCAUUGGGCAUCACAUUCGGGAUAGGGCCCACAUCCUCCAGCGCUCCCGAAACCACCGCACGGGGGACCAGGAGGAGCAGCAGGACUACACCAACCUGGACCGAAAGUGAGGCAGCAGCGUUUGAUGAUGAAUGGAGAAGGAGACAUCUUACAGGCAGCAACGUCCUCUGAAUUUUCCAUGAGGCGCUGUGGUGGGGGACGAAAGGGGCCUCGCUGGCUAUCCAGGGACCUGAGGGGACUACCCCCCCGACAGUCCGGGUCGCUAUGACUGGUGAAGGCCCCAGGCUCUCAGAUUCUCAUGGCAGGCUGGGAGGCUGAGAAAUCCUGAAAUGACUGUCCUUCCAACCUCCAUCCCAAUU